Messenger RNA from Striga hermonthica, 1158 nucleotides. The record is from the annotation of a GenBank genome assembly. Lineage: Eukaryota; Viridiplantae; Streptophyta; Magnoliopsida; Lamiales; Orobanchaceae.
AUGUCGUCCCAUCUCAUAUCCUCCUCCCCCUCGCCGUCAAUGCGCCUCCCCAAGCUCGCCGCCCUCCUACAAUGCGAGCCCUACUCCACCAAAACCACGGCCCGAGGCAGCAGCCGGAAAACCCCGGAACCGACCAAGCCCAAGCCCGAGAAACGCUCCGCGCGGACAUCGUUGAUAUCUUUCUCCCAGAUAGCCCUGAAGCAAUCGGAGGAGCUGACCGCCGUCUGGCCCAAGCCGGGGACGAUAUCGUACCAGUCGAAGGCCGCCAACUUCGUGAACCUGAUCGGCCGGGUCGGGAUUCCCAUCCGAUUCGAGUCCGCCGGCGGCGGAAAGCAUCUGGCCACCACUGUGAUUUCCCUCAUGAACGGUGGCGUAAAAGAUCCCUUGAAGAUCCCCGUCCUGUUCGAGGGGCUCUUGGCCCGCGUCGUGUCGGGUCAUGUCCGGGAGAACGACUGCGUCUUCGUGUCCGGUCACCUGAGCGUGGACCCCACGGGUCCAGUCCCGAGCGAGAGCGAGAGCGAGAGCCUCGGAAAAUUCCAUGUCGUGGCUGAAAAUAUCAACUUUGUGGUGGGGUUGGAGAAGAAUAGUUUAUAUGGGUUGGGAACUGAUAAAUCUGUUGAGAACGCAGCUAAUUUGUUUGAUAAAUUGUCCGAAAAAGUAGAGUUGUUUGAUAAAUUGUCCGUAGAGACUGAGGACGACGAGCUAUUAGCACAAACAGCAAUUCCGGAAAGUGGGAAUGGCGAUGGAAAGAAAAAGGAUGCGGAUAAAACCACGGAUCUCUGGAGGGAUCUUGUGAAGAAUCCACUGCAAUGGUGGGAUUUUCGCGAGCACAAGGCAAACAGGCUGGUAAAGGAAAACCAUCCGGAUUUCAAGCAGAAGGUGACUGAGGAGCCUCUCUGGAUUAAGAGUGCCCCCAAAUGGAUCUUGCCUGAGAUAGUAAAAUUGGAGUUUGAAGUGAAGAAUAUGAGGCCGAAGCAGAACAAGACAGAUGAUUCUUGGAAGGAAUUGGUUGAAAAUCUCGAUGAUUGGUGGGAUAACAGGGCCACGAAAAGAAACCCUAAAGCGCCGGAUUUUAGGCACAAGGUAACUAGCAAGGGUAUGUGGUUGAGUGAGUCGCCUAGCUGGGUGUUGUCUAAGCUUCCACCAGUAAAAAAUUAA